Molecule: messenger RNA, 2391 nt
Organism: Pistacia vera
Lineage: Eukaryota; Viridiplantae; Streptophyta; Magnoliopsida; Sapindales; Anacardiaceae
Product: dual specificity protein kinase splB-like
Exons: 8
Coding region: 41-2338 (765 amino acids)
Biological process (GO): protein phosphorylation; signal transduction
Cellular component (GO): cytoplasm
Molecular function (GO): protein kinase activity; ATP binding
Source: RefSeq, a predicted model, not a curated record
UCCGAGGGAUGGAAAUCUGCGAGUGGAAACAAAUGGUCCAAUGGAACCUUUAGUGGGGCGGUCUAGUUCAGGUUUGUGUAAUGGGGGCGGGGGUAAAACUGGGAAUACAGGUCAGUCUUCACUGCCGUCAAAGGAAUUGUAUGAUUGUGGUGUGGUUUCUGUGCGUAAUGGUUUUGAUGGUAAGCAUUUUAACAGUAAGGGGCAGGUCUUAACCAGUAAUUUCAAUAGGGAAAACAUUAUGCCUUGGGCUGUGAAUUGUUGUUCAGUGAAAACUCACUUGCCAUCAAAUUGCAACAAUCAGCACGUUGGGAGUAACUAUCCUGGGAAAUCUUCCUAUUUUGGUGACAGGGUUUCAGGUUCUUGUCAGAAUGGAAUUCCAAACCAUAGGUUUGGUGUGUAUGAUUAUAGAAAUCAUCGAAUUCAUCCUUAUUAUAUGAGAAAUCAUAGGAACAAUUUUGUUGAGGCAGGAAACCAUAGAGGUGUUAGACUUGAUAGCACGGUGGGGACAUGUUAUCUUGGGAUCAAGCCGUAUUCAAACAUCUCAGAGCAACAGCAGUCUAUGGGAUUAUAUGAUCCCAGUUUGUUGAAGCUGUGGCCAGGUUUCGCAGAGCAUGCAUUGGAGGGUGGGGCGAGCAUGAUGGCUUCUUGCUUAAACAAAGGCAUCUUCCCUUUUGGUAUCCAAUAUGGGAAGGCGACUUUUAGAGAGCAGGAUGCGCAUGCAAUUUUACAGUAUGGAAAUUCAAAUACGGAGGAGAGUCAUUUAGCCUAUCAUGAUUUCUGCAAUGGUGUGGUUAAUCAAUCUUUCCUGUCAUCUGAUGCUGUUAAGAUUCCAUCAUCAUGUGUAAGGGUGAUGGAACCUCGGGAAGAUCUAUUGACUGGCUCUGAGUUUGAGAAGAAUGAAGCUCUAUAUAACACUCUCCAUGUGAAUUUUCAUCGAAUGUCCACCAAUUAUGCAUCCAAUUGUAGUGAUCUUGAGACUGAAAAACUCCUGGUUGGCUCACUGGAGAAUGCUAAUAUCUCUGGUCCUUCAAAUGAAAUGGACCAUAGAAAUGAAGCAGCAUUAGGACGCAACUUGACAAAUAGCACUAAAAAUUUGCAAGACGGAAUUGCAUCUUCUAUGGAUCUUUUGUAUAACCUCUCAUUGUCAUCAUCCAAAGGAAUUGAUACUCCCCAGAAUUCUUCUGUUUCUGGCAGUGUUGUCUCUGAUGCCUUGUUGAAGUCUCAACCAAAGCCUUUAGAUCCUGUGGAUGAAGGACUAUUCAGUGCAGGCCUUGUAGUUGAUGAAUCAAACAGGGUCAGAUCUAGUUCUUCUUCGCAGAAUGCAGCUAAAGCAAGAAGAGUUGCUGUGCAUGGAGAAGAAGUUCAGAAGGAUCCUGGUUUAUGCCCCGAAGGAAAGGGUGACGCCAAAUUGAGCUAUAAAUCUCCAAAGAUAAUUGGUGGAAUCUCUAGUCACCUGACAACGUUCUUCGCUCAUUUAACUGCUGGAGAGCUGCAGACUAUAAAAAAUUCUGAUCUUGAAUAUAUAAAAGAACUUGGAUCGGGUACAUUUGGAACUGUUUUCCAUGGAAAAUGGAGGGGAUCUGAUGUCGCCAUUAAGAGGAUGAAACCAAGCUGCUUCACUGAAGAUUCAUUGGAGGAGGAUCGACUGGUUGCAGAUUUUUGGAGGGAAGCUCACAUGCUCGGUCAGCUUCACCAUCCAAAUAUUGUGGCCUUAUAUGGUGUAGUUACUGAUGGGCCAGCAACAAAUUUGGCAACAGUGACAGAAUACAUGGUAAAUGGCUCCCUAAAACAAGUUCUACAAAGGAAAGAUCGGACAAUUGAUCGUCGGAAGAGGUUAAUUAUAGCAAUGGAUGCAGCAUUUGGUAUGGAAUAUCUACAUGAGAAGAACAUUGUCCACUUUGAUCUGAAGUCUCAUAAUUUCCUUGUGAACAUGAGGGAUCCUCAAAGACCAGUAUGCAAGAUUGGUGAUCUGGGCUUAUCAAAAAUCAAACAGAAGACACUCAUCUCAGGUGGUGUAAGAGGAACCAUACCUUGGAUGGCGCCAGAGCUUCUGAACAAUAAGAACAACCUAGUAACAGAAAAGAUUGACGUGUACUCAUUUGGAGUAGUCAUGUGGGAACUCUUAACUGGAGAGGAACCUUAUGCAGACUUGUAUUCGGAGGAAAUAAUAGCUGGCAUAAUCAAAGGCAUUCUCCGACCUGAAAUUCCAAACUGGUGUGAUCCAAGUUGGAGAUCAUUGAUGGAAAGGUGCUGGUUAUCAGAUCCUGACUCUAGGCCAGCCUUCUCAGAGAUUUCAAAGGAGCUACGUGCCAUGGCAGUAGCCAUGAACAUUAAAUGACCCAAAGGCUGAGCCAUGGGCCAGACUAUUAGUCUUUUUGCUUAUCUUAGGCU